UUUGUACUCCUUGUAGGUUCACAGGCUGCAGCGCGGGAACAAGAAACUGCAAAUGUGAGGGUAAAAGUUUGUGGAUUAUCAAGACAAACAGACAGCUAUGGACCCAUCAGAGGUAGAGUUCCUUGCUGAGAAAGAGAUGGUGACGAUAAUACCGAAUUUCAGUUUGGACAGGAUCUAUUUGAUCGGGGGUGACCUGGGUCCCUUCAACCCUGGACUGCCUGUUGAUGUUCCUGUGUGGCUGGCCCUUAACCUGAAACAGAGACAGAAAUGUAGGAUUGUUCCUCCUGCAUGGAUGGAUGUUGAGAAACUGGAGGAGAUACGAGAGCUUGAGAGGAAAGAGGAGACCUUUACUCCUGUUCCCAGUCCUUACUACAUGGAGCUGACCAAACUGCUACUGAACUAUGCGUCUGACAACAUCCCAAAAGCAGAUGAGAUCCGCACGCUAGUCAAAGACAUCUGGGACACGCGUAUUGCCAAACUCCGCCUCUCCGCCGACAGCUUCAUCAGUCAGCUGGAGGCUCACGCCAAGCUUGACAACCUGACUCUGAUGGAGAUCAACACCAUACGAGCGUUCCUCCUGGACUCUCUCAACUGUAUGUACAAACUACGUUCUAAUCUGCAGCCCAGUUCAAGUAAGGGACAGUUCAUGGACUAUUGAUCCACAGGAUCAAGGCUUGAUGCAAAGGUCUCCCCCAAAAUCCAAAGCCUCGGACGAGUCAUUUGAUCAGCCUUGGACUGAGGCUUGUGCUUACUCACCAGGCAUUUCAUUACUCAAAGGAAGGGUUUCUCAGAAAUUGAAUUCACAAGGUUAGUGUUGAUGUCUGUCUGAAGCUAACUGAGUUUUACUAAACUUUUUUAAUUUUCUUUUUCUAUUCUCUUGAGUGAGACAUAAGUUGUUCUGUACAUAUGAAUUGCAUCAAGUCUUUAUAUGUAUCUGCUCUUUGAAAAUGUGCAUAUUUAAUUUAAUUUGCGAUGUUCGCUGUAGUUUAGAAAAUAAAUGUAUUUGUGUACUUCUUCGUAUGCAAGUAUACUCAUUUACAAAACAAGAUGUUUUUCACAGAGAGCUUUUUGACAGGCAUUAUUCACUUUUUUAGACAUUUUAUAGAGAAAACUAUCUUAAACAUAGUAGUUGCUGUGGUUUGUCAUAACAAAGGAACGACUGUGUAAGUCAAUUUAAGGACUAAACACUGAGCUCGGCGGUUGUAGAAUGUGCUGUUAAUAUCUAAAUAUGGAGUAGAUCCUCCUCGACGAAGUUUGCCAUGUUGGGUUGUUGGUAAUCAAAUACCGGUUUCGACAUAGAGCCAUCCAUUUUCUGCGUCGGCCACUAUAGUUCUCUUAUAUGCUUGGCAUAAUGUAAAAGUUUCAGUUCUGCAACAUCACCACUAAAUGUGACUAAAUUCUACACACGGACCCUUAAGUCCAAGUGGGACACCUGCCCUGCAUUUGACCCAUCCUAAAUAUUUGGGCAGAAAUAGACAUUGUCCCAGGUGCAGGUAGUUUUCUGAUGACCUUUCCUACGCUGCCCACCGGCUCGAAGGCCAGAAAGCAGCCUCAGAAGCAGAAGGCAGAUAUUUGCAGCCUGCCAAUUUUGGAGAGAUUGUGUCUUACAGUUUUUGCUGCAUGAACACUUUUAGUGGAGAAAAGUAAUAAUAAAAAGAGGAAGAAAUUAAAUUAAAUUAAUUCAAUUUUUUUUUCAAUUUACUGCACUAUGACUUUUUUCAGAGUAAAGCAUGGUUUUAAAACUCGUACUAUAGUACCUUAAAAAUGUAAACAAUUUCAUUCUAUUGUAUGCUGAAA
Messenger RNA from Plectropomus leopardus (leopard coralgrouper), 1797 nucleotides. RefSeq names its product GINS complex subunit 2 (gene gins2). Lineage: Eukaryota; Metazoa; Chordata; Actinopteri; Perciformes; Serranidae. Gene Ontology annotation, biological process: double-strand break repair via break-induced replication; DNA replication. Gene Ontology annotation, cellular component: GINS complex; nucleus. The record is from RefSeq and is a predicted model, not a curated record.